Molecule: messenger RNA, 1026 nt
Organism: Diceros bicornis minor
Lineage: Eukaryota; Metazoa; Chordata; Mammalia; Perissodactyla; Rhinocerotidae
Product: vomeronasal type-1 receptor 4-like
Exons: 1
Coding region: 1-1026 (341 amino acids)
Biological process (GO): G protein-coupled receptor signaling pathway
Cellular component (GO): membrane
Molecular function (GO): pheromone receptor activity
Source: RefSeq, a predicted model, not a curated record
AUGAUACAUGUGGCUCACACCUCCACUUCCCCUGCAGGAUCCUCUAGUUCAGAAAACAAAUAUCAGUCAUGGAGAACUGACAGGAUGGCCACCAGGGAUUUGGCAGUAGGAAUGAUCCUUUUAUUACAGACUACAUUUGGAUUCCUGGGGAAUUUCUUUCUCCUUUACCAUUAUCUCUUCCUUUAUUUCACUGGGUGUAGGCUAAGGUUCACAGAUUUGAUUAUCAAGAGUCUGAUUGUAGCCAACUUAUUGGUCCUGUUCUCCAGUGGAAUCGGCUAUACAUUGUCAUCUUUUGGGUGGUAUCUUGUCCAUAAGGAUUUUGUUUGCAAAUUUUUCCCCUGUGUUCGUGCAGUGGGCAGGGGUGUGUCCAUUGGUAACACCUGUCUCUUGAGUGUGGUCCAGGCCAUCAUGAUCAGUCCCAGAAUCUCCAGAUGGGCAGAGCUUAAAGUGAAAGCUCUCAAGUGCAUUGUCCCUUCAAUUUUCCUGUGCUGGAUCCUGCAAGUGUUGAUAAAUGCCAUUUGUCCUGUGUUUCUGACUAGCAAUGGGAGCCACAAAAACACCACAAAUAGAAAAAGUUUUGGAGACUGUUCUGCUGUUCAUCAUGACAAAACCAGAGACUCUUUGUAUACAGCAUUGCUGUCCUUCCCUGAUGUUUUCUGUUUGGGGCUCAUGCUCUGGGCCAGUGGCUGCAUUGUUUUCACCAUGUACAGGCACAGGCAGAGGGUCCAACACCUUCAUAAGACCAAUGUCUCCCUCAGAACCUCUCCUGAGUCCAGAGCUACAAAAACCAUUCUUCUCCUGGUGAGCACCUUUGUCUUUUUUAACAUGCUUUCCUCCAUUUUUCAGGCAGUUUUGGCUCUUUGUAAUAAUCCCACCUGGUUCCUCUUAAAUGCCAAUUUAGUAAGCACCCUGUCUUUCCCAAGUCUCAGUCCCUUUCUGCUCAUGAGCCGUGAAUCCAGUGUAUCCAGGUUGUGCUUUGCCUGGAUAAUAAAUACAAAAUCCCCUAAUCUAAUGAGAGAUACAUAA